CAUAGACUGACAGGAAACCCCUAGAAACAGUCAGUAGUUUCAGCGCUGGGCUUCGGUUCACUUCGUACACAGCGGCCUGAACAGCCAUGGCCGCAACCCAGUCAAUGUUAGCUGUAGCCGUGUGCGUCCUGAUGAUCAGUGAGAUGAUCUUGGCCCAGAAAGAUUAUUAUGAAAUCCUGGGCGUUCCCAAAGACGCCUCAGAGCGCCAAAUCAAGAAGGCCUUUCACAAACUGGCCAUGAAGUAUCAUCCAGACAAGAACAAAAGCCCAGAUGCAGAGUCAAAGUUCAGGGAGAUUGCUGAGGCAUAUGAAACACUGUCGGACAGUAAGAGGAGGCAGGAGUAUGAUCAGAUGAGGAGUAACCCUUUCUCCAGAGAGGGCACACAAGGAAGCAGGGGCGGUCAGUUCCAUCAGCCGUUCAGCUUCAAUUUCGAGGACAUGUUUAGAGACUUUGAUAUUUUCGGGCAGCCAACACAGUCCCAGCAUAAUAAAAGGCAUUUUGAGAGCCACUUCCAAGCUCACAAAGAGGCACACAGAAGCAGCUCCGAGAAUUCUUUCGGCGGCGACAUGUUCAAUAUGUUUUCAGACUUUUUCUCAUUCGACGAACAAUCCGAGUUUCACGGUUCGUCCGGCCAACAGCGCUGCCACACAGUCACUCAGCGCAGAGGAAACAUGGUGUCCACAUACACAAAGUGCUCCUGAUUUCUUCUUUAAGAACAUGAGUUACUUUAGAUUAUUGAACUUCUUGCUGAUGCUUACUUCUGUGACUGAACCGGUUCUGAGACAUGAGCAGUUAGUGUGGAGUAAUGCUUCCGACUUGACACUUUAAACCAAGGGAAUAAAUUCAGGGUUCAAAAAUGUUUCCCCCCCCAUCUAAAUAUCUAAGCUUGAUAGGUUAAGAUGCAUCACACGCAUGGCUUCACGUUUUUGUAAGCACACGUACACACACAAAAAUGCAGCCGUUGUGAAAGAAAAGUUAAAUUUCACCUUACGUUUUAUAACCAAAUGUCACACUGACGAGCGAAUCUUAACAUCUCAUAUAUUGUAAUGUAAUUUAUAGAUGUGACAACAAGCAGACAAGCAAACUUUAGCGCAGGCAACACAUUUUCUGCAAAUUCUACAAAAUAAGAUAUGAGACAAUUAAUAAAAGGUGAUAAGUGUAGAUCUGAAACAAUUUCCUGUUCUGGCGUGAUGUUUUUAUAUGUAGGUGUGAUGUUUUUAUCUGACGGUUUCCAGACCGUGUUAAAUACAGUGAGUGAAGGUGGUUCUGUGAUCACUGACAUUACCUCAGAGCUAAUUUGUGGCCCUUCAGUUGAACCUUUUUUGUCGCAUGUUGCACAAAGCGUCAAAAUAAUCAAGCAGCUCGAUUGUCAGUUCAUGUGUCUUCCUUGUACUUGUGCACAACGUCCUCGCACUUUUCCACAGAGCUUUUAGGCACGUCAGCAACAAACAAGAUGUGCCCUUGAGAUAUAAUUUAAAAACAUUAUUAUUAUUAUUAUUAUUAUUAUUAUUAUCAUUAUCAUUAUUAUCCUAAAUACUCCUAAUAAGUCCCCCUUUAUGUGCAAUAAUUCCACACGUCUUCUGUUCUGUUAAGGCAUCUUGUCAGGUAGCGUGUAGAAACACGGCCUGUUCCAUCCCUCAGGGUUAACAGCUUUUUCAUCUAAUUAUUUGUUUUUAAUUCCUAAACGCCGCAUUUGCAUGUGGUUGGAACGUCAGGAUCAUUGUCUCUGUUUGUGAAAAGCCAAAACGAACAGGUUGUCUGUUCUACGGUUGUGUUUCGGUGGUUUGCCAAAGAAAAAAGUUUUGGUUUUAACUCUUUGGUUUAAUACAACUGAGUGUCACAACCUUGACGUACAGGAUGAUGUGGAACAUUAUAUUUUGUGCUCGCUUUUUGUUCCUUUACUUUAGAGAAUAUACCAAAAGACUUUAAUGAUUGUACACAAAUGUCUUCAGUACCUCUGUGGAUUGUUUUGGAUUUGUUGAUAUGCUUGAAUUAUUUUAUUUGUGUGUGUGUGUGUGUCUCCAUAAAAUGUACUGUUUAAAAA
Tachysurus vachellii is the source of this 2044-nucleotide messenger RNA. It is a transcript of the gene dnajb9b, whose product is annotated as DnaJ heat shock protein family (Hsp40) member B9b. Gene Ontology annotation, cellular component: endoplasmic reticulum. Gene Ontology annotation, molecular function: misfolded protein binding; protein-folding chaperone binding. The record is from RefSeq and is a predicted model, not a curated record. The transcript has 3 exons. Bases 87 to 701 code for a protein of 204 amino acids. NCBI's taxonomy places the organism in Eukaryota, Metazoa, Chordata, Actinopteri, Siluriformes, Bagridae.